Molecule: messenger RNA, 1528 nt
Organism: Arvicanthis niloticus (Nile rat)
Lineage: Eukaryota; Metazoa; Chordata; Mammalia; Rodentia; Muridae
Source: RefSeq, a predicted model, not a curated record
ACUUCCGGCGCGUGCGUCCGGCGUCCGUCCGCCGCGGGAUGGCGGCUCUGAGGAGUUGGGUGACUCGGAGCGUAACCUCUCUGUUCAGGUACGGACAGCGUUUUCCUGUCUCGGCUAACUCUAAGAAACGCUGUUUCUCAGAAUUGGUAAAACCAUGGCACAAAACUAUGUUGACUGGAUUCGGUGUGGCACUGUGUGCGGUUCCUAUUGCUCAGAAAUCGGAGCCUCAGUCUCUAAGUAACGAAGCGUUGAUGAGGAGGGCUGUGUCCUUGGUAACAGACAGCACCUCUACCUUUCUGUCUCAAACCACGUAUGCGCUGAUUGAAGCAAUCACCGAGUAUACCAAGGCUGUUUAUACGUUAGUGUCUCUGUAUCGACAAUAUACAAGUUUACUUGGGAAGAUGAAUUCCCAGGAGGAAGAUGAGGUGUGGCAGGUGAUUAUAGGAGCCAGAGUUGAGAUGACUUCAAAACAGCAGGAGUACUUGAAGCUGGAGACCACGUGGAUGACAGCAGUCGGCCUUUCAGAGAUGGCUGCAGAGGCCGCCUAUCAAACUGGAGCAGAUCAGGCCUCCAUAACUGCCAGGAAUCACAUCCAGUUGGUGAAGUCACAGGUGCAGGAGGUGCGCCAGCUAUCCCAGAAAGCGGAGACCAAGCUGGCUGAGGCACAGACACAAGAGCUGCACCAGAAAGCACAGGAAGCGAGUGAGGAGGGGGCUGACCAGGAAGAGGAGGCCUACCUGCGUGAAGAUUGAGGGCUUGAGCCCAGUGCCCUGUUCCAUCCACUCUGGGGAAAGCAGGGGAUGGCAUCCACCUAAUGUCAUCCUAACUGCAGAAGCUAACAGGUUCUGCCAUUGACAGUCAGACCAGAGCUUUUUGUGGGCUGUGUCUGGCCCCUUCUCUCUGCUCGCAGCCUCUCUGGCAUGGUUCAGCCCUGCCCCUCAGCACAGCUCCUCUUGCUGAUCUUUUACCUCACACCCAAAGCAGUUCACCAACCUGGGCCAACGGCAGAGGGCCUUUUCUGCCACACCCUUAAGUUCAAUAGCUGUUUAACUACAGUUUUUAACGUUACUCUGAUGUUCAAGUGUGAUUUAGUGCUUGCUCCUCCACAGGGAAGGGGGAGCUCCUUGUCUGGUUUGUAACAUUUCUUGUGUUUAUAAUGUCCUUUCUCCCUGUGAGCACAGCUCAGCUCAGGAGUUACUCAGAGUGUGAACAGUUCACCUGGUGCUCCCCCACAGGAACUUCUCCAACACGUGCUUCUUGUUCCUUCAGUCUUUGAAUUUCUCUGCUAUAUCCAAAGGAAGUUUGGUGUUUGCAUUAAAAAAAGAAAAAAAAAAAAGUCUCUGGCUGUCAUGUAGCCUCUUUCCUUCACUGCCUAGGCAGUGGGAGGUGCAGGGCCCUGGGCUCCUACGGCUUCCUGGCAGCAUACACUCCCACUCAGCACAUGCAGGACAAGCUUGCCAGGUUUCAGCACUUUUAAUCAAAUAAGGUUGGUAGCAUUAUAAAAAUAAAGGUGGUUUCCUGCUGACCA